Messenger RNA from Salvelinus namaycush (lake trout), 1634 nucleotides. RefSeq names its product clathrin light chain A-like. The coding region runs from base 102 to 734 and encodes 210 amino acids. The transcript is spliced from 5 exons. The record is from RefSeq and is a predicted model, not a curated record. Gene Ontology annotation, biological process: clathrin-dependent endocytosis; intracellular protein transport; clathrin coat assembly. Gene Ontology annotation, cellular component: synaptic vesicle membrane; clathrin coat of trans-Golgi network vesicle; postsynaptic endocytic zone cytoplasmic component. NCBI's taxonomy places the organism in Eukaryota, Metazoa, Chordata, Actinopteri, Salmoniformes, Salmonidae. Gene Ontology annotation, molecular function: structural molecule activity; clathrin heavy chain binding.
AUUGUCUCCUCCCUUAUCUCUCGAGCUGAUCCACUGAUCUACUUCCCCAUUAGAUACUGUAACGUUAUCAAUAGCUAGCCACCACCAUCAAAUAGCUAGAUAUGGACGAUUUUGACUUGCUCAGCGCACCACAGGCUGCGGCCGGCAAUGGGACGGACGAAGACCCCGCUGCCGCAUUCUUGGCCCAGCAAGAAAGCGAGAUCGCGGGGAUUGAGAACGACGAAGGAUUCAGCAUCCUGGACAGCGGAGAGGUUCCAACGUCGCUAGACAAUAAUCUGACAGGCGACGCAAACGAUGCAGUGGAUGGUGCUGUCAAUGGUGACUUUAAUGAGGAGAGCAACGGCCCGUCUGAUGCAUACUCCGCCAUCUCCAGUGCCGACCGGCUGCAGGCUGAGCCAGAGAGCCUGCGUAAAUGGAGGGAGGAGCAGAGGGAGAGGCUGGAGGUCCUAGACGCUAACUCUCGUAAGCAGGAGUCUGAGUGGAAGGACAAGGCCAAGGUAGAGCUGGAGGAGUGGCACACUAGACAGGACGAGCAGCUGGAGAAGACUAAAGUGAAUAACAGAGCGGCCGAGGAGGCCAUGCUGUCGGACAUGGACGAGAACAACCCGGGCACCGAGUGGGAGCGCGUGGCGCGCCUCUGCGACUUCAACCCCAAGUCCAGCAAGCAGGCCAAAGAUGUGUCCCGCAUGCGCUCUGUCCUCAUCUCCCUCAAGCAGGCCCCUCUGGUCCGCUAACCCCCCCCCCCCCUCUCUCAGAUGUCUCAAUUCAGUCCCUACCACUCCCCUUCGCACUAACCAUUCAUUCAGUGUUUGCAGAUCUGAAGGCUCUGGAUACGUAAAAGCAGUGUAGUGGUGGAGCUUCCACAAUCCACCAUGUCGCUUUCACCUUACAGAUCUGUUAACGUUGAGGGGAAAGGGGGUGAAUUGAGACGGCUGUAUCUACCCUGGCCCUAACCCUCUCUGGACCCAGAUUGCAACCAACCUCUCAUAGGGCAAUGUAUCACUCCACCCCCCCCCCCCCAACCCACCUACCUGACCUGAUGUCGUCGUUGUUUAUGGAUUGAUGAUAUCAUUCCUCUCUUCCAUUGCCCUUUCCAUCAUUAAAAAACAAAAUAAGUAUAUACGCAUUUAUCUUUUUGUUUCUAUUCUUUUAAGGACCAAACUCUGUUUUUAUUAAGUGUGUUGAAAACCCAUUUAGAGCCGGCUUGUGGCAUUUAUUGUGACUAUUUCAAUCUAUGCAUUUUUUCCCAUUUGAACCCAGAAUCAAGUACGGUAAAUAUCUAUUUGUGUGUGUAAACAUCAAGGUUGGGGUCAAUUCCAUUUAAAUUAGUCAAUUCAGAAAGUACACAAUUCCAAAUCAAAUAUUUGCUCAUUGAAAUGAAUUGGAAUUUCAGUGUACUUCCUGAAUUGAAACGGAAUUACCCCCAACCCUGGUAAACAUCAUGUGGUGUAUCAUGUACUCUAUAUGCGUGUACCUAUGUACAUAUACAGGCAAUAUAUACAUUUACAAAAUGUUAAUGUCAGAGUACAAUUGUGGUUUAAAGGUUUACUGUAGCCCAAGUGUUGCUUAAUGUGUUCGUUGUCCAUCAAUUUCAAUAUCAGUAAAACAUGAAUUAAACUUUUGUUGUCAACGUC